CCAAUCACACCCUUCCAACAGGGAUUUAACUAGACCAUCGUUUAGGUAGGUAACUUAACCUGAUAAUCAAACGGACGAAGCUCUCUGUCUCUCACGUGUAGCGGUGAUCUUCAUACAGAAGCCGGUUUAGUCAUCGUUUUCCGUGAGAGCCCCAGUGCUAUAUUUUCAACCGUUUGAGAUCGCGGGAUCGAUCGAAUGGAUUUUCCAGUUUUUUUCGCAUUACUAUUUGAACGCACUCCUCCAGCUCCUCGAAGGGGUAGAACUAUAUAGCUAGAGCUGCUAAUAAAGCGCUGUUCAGUCUUGUAACGAUCAUUUAUUAGCAGCUGAAGCUUUGAGGAGUAGCAACAGUACAGCUUACGAGCAUGGCGAGACAAGUGCUAUUGUUUCUGGUGGUUUGUUUAGCUUCGGCAACAGUUCAAGGAAUCAGUCAUUCAACCAACAAGGGGCGUAGAUUCAUUUGUCAUUACACGACCUGGUCUCGAUUUAGGCAAGAAGAUGGGGCGUAUUCCAUCGAAGAUAUACCUGGCAACUUGUGUUCCCAUGUUGUGUACAAUUUCGUUGGCAUCAGUGAGAAAUCCUAUGAACUGACUUCCAUGCAACCGGACUACGAUUACGGCGAGAAUGGCUUCCAGCGGUUCGCGGAUUUGAAGGACAAAUUUCCCAACCUCAAAUUGUUAGUAGCCAUCGGGGGUUGGGGCCACGGUGGUGAAAAGUUUAGCCAAAUGACCGAGAAUCGCAAUCGGCGACGACGUUUUGUGGGCAGUGUUGUUAAGUUUUUGCACAAGUACGGGUUCGAUGGACUCGAAGUGGUGUGGAUGUAUCCGGGAAAUUACGAGCGGGGCGGGAAUGUGAAUGAUAAAGAUAAUUUUUAUUACCUGAUUCGAGAACUGCAGCAGACGUUCGAUGAUGCGAAACGAGACUGGGAAGUGAGCGUGCAGGUUCCAGCAGACAAGUCCCGACUCGACGCGGGCUAUCAGAUAGAUGCGCUUUGCGAGGCCGCACACUUCAUCCAUGUGAUCGGAUACGACCUUCGCGGCUGGUGGAACAAUUUUGCCGACGUUCACAGUCCCAUGCAGGAUCGCUCGACCGACGAAGGCAGCUUCAUUGGCUUGAACGUUCAGAAUGGCGUUGAUCAUUGGCUGAAGGGCGGAUGUUCGCCCAGUCAGAUAGUGCUCGGCGUUCCCCUGUUUGGAAGAACGUAUCUGCUUUCGAGCCCGGAGGAAAACGCCGUAGGAUCACCCACCAUUGGAGCCGGUUCCGCAGGCGAGCUGACGAACGAACCCGGCUAUCUCGGGUAUUGUGAAAUCUGUCAAGCACUGCCGGCCAUGACCAUUCGAUGGGACGAGGUUGGAAAAUGUCCGUACGCUUUUAAUUCGGAAGAAUGGAUCGGUUAUGAAGAUGAACGAUCUUUAAAAGCCAAAAUUCAAUGGGCAGUCAACAAAAAAUUGGCGGGAAUUUACGCUUUCUCGCUGGAUUUGGACGAUUAUCGAGGCAAAUGUGGACAAGCUUAUCCGUUGACGCGAGUACUGCAUGGAUAUUAUGAGGAAACUAAAAACGAGAGUUUAGUAACGUGGCCCACCAAACGAUCGGUUCGAUAAAAUUUAAAUAAAAUAAAGACAAUUAAUUUAUUUUUAUAGGCUAAGAUCCCAAGACUUAUUGUUUGUAAGAUAAUGUUCGACUGUGCCAGAAAACUAUUUAAUUAUGCUAUAAAUAAGUCCCUUUUUGAAGCCGCGAAACACAGAUUCUUGCGUAAUAUUAUAAUAAAAAUAAUUUUCA
Messenger RNA from Uranotaenia lowii, 1776 nucleotides. Its product is annotated as endochitinase-like. Lineage: Eukaryota; Metazoa; Arthropoda; Insecta; Diptera; Culicidae. Gene Ontology annotation, biological process: chitin catabolic process; carbohydrate metabolic process. The record is from RefSeq and is a predicted model, not a curated record. The coding region runs from base 363 to 1598 and encodes 411 amino acids. Gene Ontology annotation, molecular function: chitinase activity; chitin binding. The transcript is spliced from 3 exons. Gene Ontology annotation, cellular component: extracellular region.